Messenger RNA from Pistacia vera, 715 nucleotides. Its product is annotated as G-type lectin S-receptor-like serine/threonine-protein kinase SD1-1. Gene Ontology annotation, molecular function: protein kinase activity. The record is from RefSeq and is a predicted model, not a curated record. The transcript is spliced from 3 exons. NCBI's taxonomy places the organism in Eukaryota, Viridiplantae, Streptophyta, Magnoliopsida, Sapindales, Anacardiaceae. Gene Ontology annotation, biological process: protein phosphorylation.
CAUAGCCAGAAUAUUUGGGGGACACGAAAUUGAGGCCAAUACAAAUAAAGUAGUUGGAACAUAUGGUUAUAUGUCUCCGGAGUAUGCAAUUGACGGGGUUUUCUCGAUGAAAUCUGACAUAUUUAGCUUUGGAGUUUUAGUAUUAGAGAUUGUUAGUGGGAAGAAAAACAGAGGAUUUUCCCAUCUAGAUCACUACCAUAAUCUUCUUGGACAUGCAUGGAUACUUUGGAAAGAGGAAAGGCGAUUGGAACUAACUGGUGAAACAUUAAUUGACUCUCGUCCGCCACCUGAGGUGUUGAGAUGAAUUCAUGUGGGUUUGUUAUGCGUACAACAACGGCCAGAAGACAGGCCGAUCAUGUCGUCUGUGGUUCUAAUGUUGGGAAGUGAGUGUUCAUUGCCUGACCCAAAGCAACCUGGGUUUUUUUCAGAAAGAAAUCUGUUUGAACCUGAGUCUUCAUCAGGCAACUUUUCCAUUUUGGAGGCAAGGUAGAACAUCACCAAUUGGCAUAAAAAAUUAUCUCAACAGCCCUUAGAUAUCCAGACAAUCUGUUUAAUGGUUAGUAUACAAGUCUGUUGUUAAAAUUGUUUGUUUGUGAUGCAAGGGGUAUGAUUCUUGUCAGUGCAAUAGGUGAGUGUCAGGCUUGCGAAUGGUUAGGGAUUAUCCACCUGUCUAAGCCCUACGCAAUUUGAGGAUAUUUCUCGUGCAGAUAACCAA